AUGAACGUGGGGGAGAACAAAGGAGCAAUUGUUACCAAUAUAAUCAGAGAAAAGAAACCUGAAAUAAUGGUCGAGCUAGGAGGAUAUUGCGGAUAUUCCACGAUACUUUUCGCAUCCGCAGUACGAGCUGCGGGAGGGAAGAAGUAUUACUCGUUAGAGAGAAGUCCAAAGUUCGCGAAAAUUAUCAGUGCGCUGGUGAGUUUUGCUGGUCUUGAAGGAUUUGUUGAGGUGGUCGUUGGUCCUAGCAACGAGGGAAUACAAAAACUACAUUCCCGUGGAUUGAAGACCAUUGAUAUGAUGUUUCUAGAUCAUUAUAAGCCAGCGUACACGACUGACCUGAAGUUGUGUGAACAAUUGGGUUUGAUCAAGGAAGGAACCGUUCUCGCUGCCGAUAAUGUUAUUAGUCCAGGAAACCCUCCAUACUUAGAAUAUGUACGAAGCACUGUGGAGAAAAAGGUAGAAAAUCUAAAGCAGGAGGGGAAGUUAGAUACUGAUGGAUUUGCGAAACGAUCCGCAACUCAAUAUGGUGGAGUUGAGGCGUUGGACACCGAAAUCAAAGGCAAUCCCAACCUCAUAUAUGAGAGCCAACUGAUCAACAGCUUCGAGCCUACUGGAGAACCAGAUGGAGUAGAGAUAACGCGAUGUAUGGGGAAAGUCGAAGGAGCUUGA
Messenger RNA from Sclerotinia sclerotiorum 1980 UF-70, 669 nucleotides. RefSeq lists its product as hypothetical. Gene Ontology annotation, molecular function: O-methyltransferase activity. NCBI's taxonomy places the organism in Eukaryota, Fungi, Ascomycota, Leotiomycetes, Helotiales, Sclerotiniaceae. The coding region runs from base 1 to 669 and encodes 222 amino acids. The transcript is spliced from 2 exons. The record is from RefSeq and is a predicted model, not a curated record.